CACCCGGCCACCCUCCAGUUCUGCCGUCCCCUCUGGAGCUUCUGGAGGGGUCAAUGGGCAGACUUCCGCGGCGGACCCUGGGUCUAGCCCCGGGAACCCUCACGGUCCUCCUUAAGGAGCUUCCGCGGCCGAGGGUAGAGGCGGGUGUUUUGUUCGUAUAAGGAGGAAAAGUUUUUGUGACAUCCAGGAAAUGAGUAACUCCGCAGCCCUUUAGAGCCCCGCUGAUGGAGGCCAGAAGGCGGGAGCCGGCCGGGGUAUCGCCGCCCCGGUCUCUCUAAUUGCCCGGCAGGACGCUCCGCCGCAGCCGCCGCCAAGCAGCCGCGUCUGGGCCCUGGGGACCCGCCUGGGCUCGGCGGUCCUUCCCGCGACGGGGAGCGGGGACAAAGGCUACACAGUCUGUCCUCUUAACACCUUGCACACGGAGUCGAUCUUUCUGGUUGGUUCAGAAUUUUGAACCUUGCCUGCCCCAGUACGAGGAGGCCUUUCCUGUAUAGCCCUUCAUUCUCCAGCAAGCACGAGGAUGUACACAGUGGAAAUGCAAAGGCUUCAAAUCUUACCUCUGAGGCCUGAAUGUGUCUGCCUACUGAAUUCUGCUGCUGCCAGACCUCCCUCCCCCUCAGCCCUCAUGAUUCCUGCUGACACGUCCAGCUGUGUACAGGGUGGAGUCACAUCUGAGCAGCAGGCUUUGCACAAGUGUGGCGACUCAGGUCAUCUACAUCCUGCCGCUUGCCAGGUAGAACCUGCAGAGGUGUCUUUCCCUGGUGAUGAAUACUUGCUCCUUGGCACCAUUAGGGAAAGCUCCAGCCAUGGCACUGGGGCUCUUCCGGGUGUGUCUGGUGGUGGUGACUGCCAUCAUCAACCACCCACUGCUGUUCCCUCGGGAGAACGCCACAGUCCCCGAGAAUGAGGAGGAGAUCAUCCGCAAGAUGCAGGCGCACCAGGAGAAGCUACAGCUGGAGCAGCUGCGCCUGGAGGAGGAGGUGGCGCGACUGGCGGCCGAGAAGGAGGCCCUGGAGCCCGUGGCGGAGGAAGGCCAGCAGCAGAACGAGAGCCGCGUGGCCUGGGACCUGUGGAGCACCCUCUGCAUGAUCCUUUUCCUGGUGAUCGAGGUGUGGCGGCAGGACCACCAGGACGGGCCCUCACCCGAGUGCCUGGGUGGGGACGAGGACGAGCUGCCUGGCCUGCAGGGUGCCCCACUCCGGGGCCUCACCCUGCCCAACAAGGCCACGCUCGACCACUUCUAUGAGCGCUGCAUCCGGGGGGCCACGGCUGAUGCAGCCCGCACCCGGGAGUUCGUGGAAGGCUUCGUGGAUGACUUGCUGGAAGCCCUGAGGAGCCUCUGCAACCGGGACACAGACAUGGAGGUGGAAGACUUCAUUGGCGUGGACAGCAUGUAUGAGAACUGGCAGGUGGACAAGCCACUGCUGUGCAACCUCUUUGUACCCUUCAUGCCCCCAGAGCCCUUCCACUUCCACCCAGAGCUCUGGUGCUCCAGCCGCUCGGUGCCCUUGGAUCGCCAGGGCUACGGCCAGAUCAAGGUGGUCCGGGCCGACGAGGAUACACGGGGCUGUAUCUGCGGCAAGACCAAGCUCGGGGAAGACAUGCUGUGUCUCCUUCAUGGCAAGAACAACUUGGUGCAGCCUGGCAGGGAGGUGAAAGACCCACUGUGUGCCAGAGAUUCCCCAUACCUGGACACGAUGCAGGUCAUGAAGUGGUUCCAGAUGGCCCUCACCAGAGCCUGGCACCGCAUCGCCCACAAGUACGAGUUCGACCUGGCCUUUGGCCAGCUGGAAACCCCAGGGUCCCUCAAGAUCAAGUUCCGCUCAGGGAAGUUCAUGCCCUUUAACCUGAUCCCUGUGAUCCAGUGUGACGACUCGGACCUGUACUUCGUCUCCUACCUUCCCCGGGAGCCCUCCGGGGGGACCCCGGCGUCCAGCACUGACUGGCUCCUGUCCUUCGCUGUCUACGAGCGACACUUCCUCAGGAUGACCUCAAAGGCGCUGCCCGAGGGUGCCUGCCACCUCAGCUGCUUGCAGAUCGCCUCCUUCCUGCUCUCCAAGCAGAGCCGUCUCACCGGCCCCAGCGGGCUUGGCAACUACCACCUGAAGACCGCCCUGCUGCACCUCCUGCUCGCCCGGCGAGCCGCCGACUGGAAGGCUGGGCAGCUGGAUGCUCGUCUGCAGGAGCUGCUCUGCUUCCUGGAAAAGAGCCUGCUCGAGAAGAAGCUCCAUCACUUCUUCAUCGGCAACCGCAAGGUGCCCGAGGCCAUGGGCCUGCCUGAGGCCGUGCGCAGGGCCGAGCCCCUCAACCUCUUCCGGCCCUUCGUCCUGCAGCGCCGUCUCUACCGGAAGACAGUGGACUCCUUCUAUGAGAUGCUCAAGAAUGCCCCGGCGCUCAUUAAUGAGUACUCCGUACACAUCCCCUCAGACCAUGCCAGCCUGCCCCAAAAAGCUGUCAUCUUGUAGACCAUCAGGGACCUUGAGGGCCAGAAUGCAGGGCAGCCCCUGUGUCCAUGGCCCUGGGGGCACCUGCAAGCCCUGUCCUGGGAAAGUGGCGGGCCUUGUCGGGAGCUCGGCUCAGCCUGUGGGGAAGCCAGGCCCUGUGGUGCAGAGGAGACAAUUCCAAGCCAGAAGCUGGUUUGCUUUCAGGCCAUUGGGCCUGUGGGUGACGUGACUGUCUGGGUUUGGGGACUGAUCCUUUGCAGUUUACUGUUGGAUCACCGCGAAUGGCCAAGAUGAUGACAGAACACUUCAUGGACACUGAGUUAGAGACAAUGCAAACAUCGAUUUGGGUGUAAUUCUUGUUACAUCCCAGGUCCCAUCUUUACUUGAAUGUCAACAGAGGAUCUACAGGAAUGCUGGCAGAAACCCGUGUUAAGACGCUGCACCCUGAUUUCCAGUAACCCUUGGCCCCAAGCAUCUGCAACCAAAGCACUAAUGGGUUCAGAUAUGGGAAUUUGCAACCUUCCAUCCACAGCCUGCACAAUAGGGAUCCCACAGUGGCUGCAGGUUUUUAUAUUACUUGGAGACAAGACCUACUAGAGAUUCAAGGCCCCAGGUGGCUAAUGUCUCUGUUGCACAGAAGUGGGUACUUGGUGGCAGAGAGAAGUUUCAGCUGGCUGCCUUUUCAGCUAUACAUCUCACUCAGGGUGCACCCCCUUCUCCCAACCUCUUCCCCCAGCACGCUGUGUUCUGAGCCCCCUGGGUGCCACAUACCAUGCCGGGUACAAGCUUAGCAGCCCCUCACCCCUCUUUAUUCUCUCCACGGCUGGUGUCUCUGACCAUCCAUAUGGUGGGGGAGGGCAGACGCUGCAGGGGCAAGCUGCUGGAGAGGAGCGGGGUGACUGGGGUGAAGGACAGAGCCUGGUGGCCAGGGUGCUGGCGUCUGGUUUGCAGCGUGGCCUCUGAUGCCCAGUUACAGAGAAAGCUGCAGAGCUGAGAGGUGAGGGAUGCCAUAGCCCUGAGUUUUCCUCAGGGUCCCAGUCCUAGAGCAGGGCAUACCUUUAAGCAGGAGCUGCCGUGGAAACCCAGCCCCAUCUGCAGGCCCCAAGACCCCCUCGGCUGUUCAUGCCAGUGGGACUCCCUCACUGCACAGAACCCCCCUUUCUGGAUGGGCCUUUGCUGGCCGCACAGAUGACCAAGACCCGAAGAGCCCAAAAGAGGCUCCGCUGGCUGGGAAUAGACAGGGACAGCACUGCAGGCACAGCCUCCAGGCCUCUGAGAGGCCACCUUGGCACUGCUGGGGCUGCAGUCCCUGGGCAGGCGCCAGAGCCUGUGGUUGGAGCUGGCCUCAGUCUCCAGGCCUGGUUCAGGAGGGUUGGGGAGCCGCUCCUCCUCCACUGUGGCUUCACUGGCCCUUAGGGAGUUCCUCUCGGCACUGCCUCAGGAAGCCUUGCAGAGGGCCAAGGAGGCGGCGAGAGCAAGCGUACCGGCACUGCCACCUGGCUCUCCCCCCAGGGGUUGAGCUGGCCAUGCCUCUCAGACAGCGUACCUGGUUCCACGGGGUGUCAGGCUCACCACGGACUGAAGAAAAGAUCCUGUCCCUACCCCAGGAGUGCUCUCACCUAACCUCAGUGUAAGAUGGACAGUUUGCCCGGCAGGGUGAAUUCAUGGGAGCCUCAGCUGUGACUGGGCACUGAAGCCUGUAGGAAGCUUCCCAUGUGAGCUGGAGUUAGACCGAGCAGUGCCCGGGUCUGCGCUUCCCCAGGCCCACAGAGGCCACCGGGCACCCCGGGAACCAUCCCGCCCAUGUGGUCUCCAACAAGAGCCCCGAGCCCCACAUUCUGUUGGGAUUCAUUUCCAGAGUCGAAGUGAACUUCCUUAUUUAUUAUCUCUGUGCCUUUCCUUUCCCCUCUUCCUCCUUAUUCUCGUUGUGCUUGGAAGAGACCCCAGCAACCAAGAACCAGCCUCAGAAGCCAAGACCAAGCCUGAACCCCCCUCGGCUUCCCCGUUGCUUCCGGGAGAAAGUUCACGGGAAAAAUACCUUCUGGCCUCUUGUUUGUUCAGAGAUGACAGAGCUCAGCGGGGAGAUGGGGAUCCUUUUAUGCACCAGAGCUGCUGCUGAAGCAGAAAGCAGCAGGGCUCCUGGUGUUUCUGGCUGCCUUAUUUAUAUUAAAUUCUUGCAAGGAGUA
This is a messenger RNA of Equus quagga, 4630 nucleotides long. RefSeq names its product inositol 1,4,5-trisphosphate receptor interacting protein (gene ITPRIP). The record is from RefSeq and is a predicted model, not a curated record. Gene Ontology annotation, molecular function: protein kinase inhibitor activity. Gene Ontology annotation, cellular component: membrane. Lineage: Eukaryota; Metazoa; Chordata; Mammalia; Perissodactyla; Equidae. Bases 765 to 2465 code for a protein of 566 amino acids. The transcript has 4 exons.